Molecule: messenger RNA, 5254 nt
Organism: Dipodomys spectabilis (banner-tailed kangaroo rat)
Lineage: Eukaryota; Metazoa; Chordata; Mammalia; Rodentia; Heteromyidae
Gene: Fbxw7
Product: F-box and WD repeat domain containing 7
Exons: 16
Coding region: 1482-3608 (708 amino acids)
Biological process (GO): proteasome-mediated ubiquitin-dependent protein catabolic process; ubiquitin recycling
Cellular component (GO): nucleus; cytoplasm
Molecular function (GO): ubiquitin binding
Source: RefSeq, a predicted model, not a curated record
CUCUCUGGAGUGAGGCGAGAGCUCCGCACCGAGCGAGGCAGACAGCGAGCGGAGCUUCGGGCGCCACCGCCGCCGCCGCCGCUGCCGCCGCCGCCGAGGUAGUGAGCGCGAGAGGGCAUCUGAGGGACCCGGCCACCGUGCGCUGGCCGCCGCCGAGACCUCUGCCCCAACCCGGGCCAGCGGGAGCUGCGGCCGCCCUCCUCUUCCCCCCCUUCACCUUCCCGGCCGGCAGCGGCGGCUGCACACGCCGGAGCCGGAGCCCGAGCCGGAGCCGGAGCCGGAGCCGGCGGCAGGGGGGCAGGGAGGCGGCUGCCGCGCUCGGCCGGGACUGGUAGCUACUUCGCGGUGAGAGGACGCUGAGGCGGGGCUGGAAUCGCUGCCUCGUCCCGGGGCUUGGGGCGAAGGACCCCCAAGGUGUCGGGAGGGGGGUCCCAGCCGCCGCGACACAUGCGGGAGCCGGGAGCGGGGGCGGCGCCGAGCGGAGCCGGCCGGGUCCCCAGCCUCGCCGCUACCUCAGCCACCCGCCCGGGGCCGUAGCAUCGCGCUCCGAAGUGUAUGAGUCGGAACCCCAAGCCGGGCAGCCACCCCCCGCCCUGGGGGGCGGGGACCCCGAUGUGAAGCGGCGGCGGGGAGAGCCGGACCGGCGCCGUCGUCCUUUCCCUACCUUCCCCUCCCCUCCACCCCCUCCGGGGGGGGUCUUCUCCCUCGGCCAGCCGCCGGCCCCCCGGCUCCUCGGCUGGACUCCGGGAGUUCUUAGAGCCCCCUCCCCCGCCCCAGCCCUCCGGGCGGCGGGGCCGGGGGGGAACCGGGGGGCCGGCUGCAGCCUCCGCCCAGAGGAAACUUUAUAAAAACAAAAUCCGGAGCUUUCCAAACGUGACUGUCCCGGGACAAGUGGCCCUGGACGGGCCGGAGCCCCAGCCUGAGACCCAGGAAGAGGAAAAGAGGAGGUGAGAGGGACCGCCGCCACCUCCGCUGGCCGCGCGGAAGAGACCGGGGUGGCCGGCCGACGGAGCCACGGCAGCACCGCUUCUUGCACAGUUCCGCGCCCAGCCUUCCCCAGCUGUCCCCGCGGUCCCAAGGAGGAAGGGAACUCCAGCUACUUUCUUGGCGCUGCGGCUCAUCCCCACAGCGGAGUCUGAAUCAUCAACAAGAUUUUUAAAAGGCUGUCUAAAUACUUGCCAUACAUCAGACCAGUUGCAGAGAUUAUCCAUCGAAUGUCCCAGGCAACCAAAGAUUAUUGACUCUGACAUCAAUUGACUGACUAUGCAUAAGAUACAUCUAGGAGUCUUGUUAAAACUGCAGGUGAUGACUGGGUAGAUCUGGAAUGGGACCUGAGAUUCUGCAUUUCUGACAAGUUCCCAGGAUUGCUUCCUUAGGAUAGAUUGCCAGAAGUGGAGUUACUGGGUCAGAGGAAUGUGAAAACCUUUGCAUCUUCUGAUAGUCUAGCCAAGGUCCAAGAAGUAGCAAGCUGGCUUUUGGAAAUGAAUCAAGAACUGCUCUCUGUGGGCAGCAAAAGACGACGAACUGGAGGCCCUCUGAGAGGUAACUCUUCCUCAAGCCAGGUGGAUGAGGAACAGAUGAAUCGUGUGGUAGAGGAGGAGCAGCAGCAGCAACUAAGACACCAAGAGGAGGAGGAGCACACUGCAAGGAAUGGUGACAUUGUCCGAGCAGAACCUAGACCUGGAGACCAAAAUGAUUCCCAGCAAGGACAAGUGGAAGAAAACAACAAUCGCUUUAUUUCAGUAGAAGAGGACUCCUUGGGAAACCAAGAAGAACAAGAGGAAGAUGAAGAACAUGGUGGUGAACAAGAUGAGGAAGAUGAAGAGGAGGAGGAAAUGGACCAGGAGAGUGAUGAUUUUGAUCAGUCUGAUGACAGUAGCAGAGAAGAUGAACAUACACAUAGUAACAGUGUCACAAACUCUAGUAGUAUGGUGGACCUGCCCAUUCACCAGCUCUCCUCCCCAUUCUAUACAAAGACAACAAAAAUGAAAAGAAAGUUGGACCAUGGUUCUGAGGUCCGCUCCUUUUCUUUGGGAAAGAAACCAUGCAAAGUCUCAGAAUAUACAAGUACCACUGGGCUUGUACCUUAUUCAGCAACACCAACAACAUUUGGGGACCUGAGAGCAGCCAACGGCCAAGGGCAACAACGACGCCGAAUUACAUCUGUCCAACCACCAACAGGCCUCCAGGAAUGGCUGAAGAUGUUUCAGAGCUGGAGCGGACCAGAGAAGUUGCUUGCUUUAGAUGAGCUUAUUGAUAGUUGUGAACCAACACAAGUGAAGCAUAUGAUGCAAGUGAUAGAACCUCAGUUUCAACGGGACUUCAUUUCCUUGCUCCCAAAAGAGUUGGCCCUUUAUGUGCUUUCAUUCCUGGAACCCAAAGACCUGCUGCAAGCGGCUCAGACGUGUCGCUACUGGAGAAUUUUGGCUGAAGACAACCUUCUCUGGAGAGAAAAAUGCAAAGAAGAGGGGAUUGAUGAACCAUUGCACAUCAAGAGAAGAAAAGUAAUAAAACCAGGUUUCAUACACAGUCCAUGGAAAAGUGCAUACAUCAGACAGCAUAGAAUUGAUACGAACUGGAGACGAGGAGAACUCAAAUCUCCUAAGGUGCUGAAAGGACAUGAUGAUCAUGUGAUCACAUGCUUACAGUUCUGUGGUAACCGAAUAGUUAGUGGUUCUGAUGACAACACUUUAAAAGUUUGGUCAGCAGUCACAGGCAAAUGUCUGAGAACAUUAGUGGGACAUACAGGUGGAGUGUGGUCAUCCCAGAUGAGAGACAAUAUCAUCAUUAGUGGAUCCACAGAUCGGACUCUCAAAGUGUGGAAUGCUGAGACCGGAGAAUGUAUACACACCUUGUAUGGGCAUACUUCCACUGUACGUUGUAUGCAUCUCCAUGAAAAAAGAGUUGUUAGUGGUUCUCGAGACGCCACCCUUAGGGUUUGGGAUAUCGAGACAGGCCAGUGUUUACAUGUCUUGAUGGGUCAUGUAGCAGCAGUCCGCUGUGUUCAGUAUGAUGGCAGGAGGGUUGUUAGUGGAGCGUAUGAUUUUAUGGUGAAGGUGUGGGAUCCAGAGACUGAGACCUGUCUACACACGUUGCAAGGGCAUACUAAUAGAGUCUAUUCAUUACAGUUUGAUGGCAUCCAUGUGGUGAGUGGAUCUCUUGAUACAUCAAUCCGAGUUUGGGAUGUGGAGACAGGAAAUUGCAUUCACACAUUAACAGGGCACCAGUCCUUAACAAGUGGAAUGGAACUCAAAGACAAUAUUCUUGUCUCUGGGAAUGCAGAUUCUACAGUUAAAAUCUGGGAUAUCAAAACAGGACAGUGUUUACAAACAUUGCAAGGUCCCAACAAGCAUCAGAGUGCUGUGACCUGUUUACAGUUCAACAAGAACUUUGUAAUUACCAGUUCAGAUGAUGGAACUGUAAAACUAUGGGACUUGAAAACGGGUGAAUUUAUUCGAAACCUAGUCACAUUGGAAAGUGGGGGCAGUGGGGGAGUUGUGUGGAGGAUCAGAGCCUCGAACACAAAGCUGGUGUGUGCAGUUGGGAGUCGGAAUGGGACUGAAGAAACCAAGCUGCUGGUGCUGGACUUUGAUGUGGACAUGAAGUAAAGAGCAGAAGAUGAAUUUUGUCCAAAUGUGUAGACGAUAUACUCCCUACCCUUCUCCCUGCGCAAAAAAAAAAAAAAAAAGAAAAGAAAAGAAAAAAAAACAGAAAAAAGAAUAAAAAGAAAAAAGAAAAGAAAAUGAAAAAAAAAUCCCUUGUACUCAGUGGUGCAGGAUGUUGGUUUGGGGCAACAGAUUGAAAAGACCUACAGUUCAAGAAGGAAGAGAGGAGCAGACAACAAAUGCAACUGACAGGAAAGGCGUCCGUCAGCUGACUCUUCAUUUGUGACUGAGGGCAGCUUUGCAAAUUGAGACUUUCUAAAUCAAACCAGGUGCAAUUAUUUCUUUAUUUUCUUCUCCAGUGGUUAUUGGGCAGUGUUAAUGCCGAAAUAUUGUUACUGUCACCUAGCAAAGAGCUGCAGUAAUAACAAAACAAGUACUGGUUGACUUUCUAACUAGAGAGCAUCUGCAACAAAAAGUCAUUUUUCUGAAGUGGAAAAGCUAAAAAAAAAAAUACUGUGAAUUGUUUUGUAUAGUUAUCAUGAAAAGCUUUUUCUUUUUCUUUUUUGCCAACUAUUGCCAAUGUCAAUCAAUCACAGUAUUAGCCUCUGUUAAUCUAUUUACUGUUGCUUCCAUUUACACUCUUCAAUGCAUAUGUUGCUCAAAGGUGGCAAGUUGUCCUGGGUUCUGUGAGUCCUGAGAUGGAUUUAAUCCUUGACGCUGGUGCUAGAAGUAGGUCUUCAAAUAUGGGAUUGUUGUCCCACCCCUGUACUGUACUCCCAGUGGCCAAACUUAUUUAUGCUGCUAAAUGAAAGAAAGAAAAAAAAAGGCAAAUUAUUUUUUUUUAUUUUUUUUCUGCUGUGACGUUUUAGUCCCAGACUGAAUUCCAAAUUUGCUCUAGUUUGGUUACAGAAAAAAGACUUUUUGCCACUGAAACUUGAACCAUCUGUGCCUCUAAGAGGCUGAGAGUGGAAGAGUUUCAGAUAAUAAAGAGUGAAGUUUGCCUGCAAGUAAAGAAUCGAGAGUGUGUGCAAAGCUUAUUUUCUUUUAUCUGGGCAAAAACAAAAAACAACAAAAAAACACAUUCCUUGGAACAGAGCUGUUACCGCCUGUUCUGCGGAGAGACUUUUCUUUUUUGAGGGCUGUGGUGAAUGGAUGAACAUACAAAAUAAAACUGACAGAUAUUUUAAAAAUACAUAAAACACAAAGUUAAAAUAAAGUUGCUGGUCAGUCUUAGCGUUUUACAGUAUUUGGGAAAACAACUGUUACAGUUUCAUUGCUCUGAGUAACUGACAAAAAAAGGAAUGAUUCAGUCUCUGUAGUGAACAUGUCACACGCAAACCAGCGCCACGAAUGAAAAGUCAGAUGGUUUGCCUCAUUCUCCAGGAGCCACAACUCAAGCUGAACUGUGAAAGUGGUUUAACACUGUAUCCUAGGCGGUCUUUUUUCCUCCUCCUGUUUAUUUUUUUUUGUUUGUUUUAUUUAUAGUCUGAUUUAAAACAGUCAGAUUCAAGUUGGUUAAUUUUAGUUACGUACCAACCUGACAUGAUGGAGGAAAACAACCUUUAAAGGGAUUGUGUCUAUGGUUUGACUCACUUAGAAAUUUUAUUUUCUUAUAACUUAAGUGCAAUAAAAUGUGUUUUUUCAUGUUA